AUACACACCGCACAUCGCAGUAUAAGCAACACACACGAUUUAACAACGAUACGACGAAGACACAACUUGGAUUUAUACUAUCAAACACGACAACAGCAUGUCUACAGAGCUGUUUCAGUCAGCUUUUUAUGAUGUUGGGGAUUUAUUAUAUAAACAGCAGAGAAAGAAUUUGCUGAAGAAUCAGAUGAACGAGAGACGUGCGACAGUUACAGCAGCCACGAUGUCGACCACUGUCGUUAAACCUAGGACCAUGUCAACGAAUUCCUUCAUUCCGAUCGGAGGUCAAGCUCCCUCGUCCGUGUCUCCCCCGGGCAGUGAGUCCUGUCUCCUCAACAACCAAGAAUCCCUCCACCGUAAAUUGGACAGAAGUAUGAGUGAACCUGGUGCUACUUUAAAUUCGACCACAGCUAGACAACAAACUCAAAAUGUGAAUUCAAGUCGUUACAAAACGGAGUUAUGCCGUCCAUUCGAGGAAAGUGGCCACUGUAAGUACGGUGACAAAUGUCAGUUUGCUCAUGGUGCUCACGAACUUCGAAACUUGAAUCGUCAUCCCAAAUACAAAACGGAACUGUGUCGUACAUUCCACACUAUUGGAUUUUGUCCGUAUGGACCCAGAUGUCAUUUCAUUCACAACGACGAAGAAAGAAAUCAGAACGUCAACCAAAAUCGCCCUCCAAAUCACCCAGCAAUGAUGACCGCAUCCACAACAGUUCAACAACAGAAUUUCCCGUCUCACAUGGACCAUUUAUCUCAGGUUAAGCGCCCAACAAGUUUCAGUUCUAGUUGCAAUGGAUCUCUAGGUUCAAGUUCCGAAUCACUUUCAUCCAGUGCGAGUGACUCUCCGAGCCUAAGUCCCAUUUUCUGGGGAAAUGAUGACAUUUUCAGGGAUUUUUCUUCAUCCUCGCAGUAUUCCAGUAGUGGAUCUAGCAGCCCGGUGUUCGAUUAUUCGGCGGAUCCAGCUUCUUCAUUGGCGGCUAGUCUCCUUACUCCUUUGAAUGUGCAAACCGCCGCUACUACCGCCAAUCAAAAUCUCGCCUCGGAAAUUAACAUUCUUCAGCAACAGAUAAAUGUAAUCAUGAACCUUUCAAACCAAUGCAAUGAUAACCACAGUGUGUUCGAUAGCGCCACCUCGUGGGAUCUCGCGCCCCCCGCGCCCCAUUCCCCUCCCGACAGUAUUUCGGGGGACAGUCUCGGCAGUGCCUCUAGUGGAAGUUGUGGAAGCAUUAACACUUGUGGCUCUCCUUUGGACGUAAGCAAAUCUUUGCGUCUUCCUAUUUUCAACAAACUUUCUCAAGACGAUUAAAUAAAUGACGAAGAGGGAGACAUCGACAAGCUGAAAUUCGCACAAAAACUGUUUGCCAAAUAGACUUUAUGCCGACUCAAAUGCUUGACUAAAUUGCAGGUUAUUUGUUUUUUUUCUGUUCUAAAACUCAAGGUAGAAAGCCUUGUUAAAGAUUUUUCUGUUGAAUGUUACGUUGUUUGAUUACGAUACACAGAUCUUCUAGGAUUUGUAAGGAAAGUUUGAAUGUUUGUGAAUUUUUUUGACAAAGUAGUUGAAAUCAUUUAUACUAUGCAAAUUCUUGUCCGAAUGACUUUAUAACUAGGUCACGUUUGUGAUCAAUGAUUUUUUGUGGGAUCCAAUUUUCAUUUUUUCUUCAGUCUCGUGCUAAAACAUUUACAAUAUCGUUUUGUGGUGUAAACAGGAAUCCAUUGUUUGUUUUGCAUGUAUAUUUAUUUUUUGCACAGGUUUAUAAGACGAUUUGUGCUUCAUUCUAAGGCAUUUAUCAAAUCAUCACUUUCCGUUCUAACUUAUCAACUUAUUUAAUUCAAGCGAUGUACUUCAAACAUUGAAUUAUUUAUUGAUGCAUUUUCACGAGUUAUUUAAGUUCACAACUGUGUGAGAGGAGAGAGUGUUGUGGACCGAGAGAAAAGUUUUAUAUCUAUAUAUAUUAUAUUGUUUUUUAUUUCGUUAAAUUAUGAAGUCGCCAAAGAUAUGGUUUAUAUGUAUCUUUCAUUCGAACGUUCAUAAAAUCCAUAUUGUGUAUAUUUUCAUUGUGUAUUUAUGGCCCAAAAAGGUCUAUUUUUCAUUUGAAUGCCAAUUAAAUUAAUGAAAGCUUUAA
Molecule: messenger RNA, 2120 nt
Organism: Saccostrea cuccullata (small rock oyster)
Lineage: Eukaryota; Metazoa; Mollusca; Bivalvia; Ostreida; Ostreidae
Product: mRNA decay activator protein ZFP36L2-A-like
Exons: 2
Coding region: 98-1303 (401 amino acids)
Molecular function (GO): mRNA binding; metal ion binding
Source: RefSeq, a predicted model, not a curated record